AAACCAUACCGAACAUUUUUGUUUCCCGCCGUACAUUUUGAGGGACGUACAUGCAUUGUUGUCUGGGUGACGUCAGAGGUUGUGGCGUCGUUAGCAAGAAGGCUAACAAGUCACAGACAUUGUCAACUCUUAAUGAAUACAUAAGUUGUACUAGGACUUCAAACACAAAUAGUAUAGUGAGAGCAUCUCUAAUUGGGGAGAAAAAAGUCUCUACAGUGGUGAUUUGAAAAUGCAUCAUUGCCCUGUUUGUCCAAAAUCUUUCCCAUCGACAUAUAAACUUAAGAGACAUUAUGUCAUCCACACUGGCCAGAAGCCCUUCAUCUGCGAAAUCUGUGGAAAAGCCUUCACACAGUCUGAGCAUUUAAAAACGCACUUGCAGAAAGUCCAACAUUCAAGGCUUCCAACAGACCGUCUACAGGAUGGCAUCUUAACUCAUAACCAACAACUACGUUGUGAUCAACCUCAUGCAUUUGUUCGUCCUUCCUCUGAGACUGGAAAUCCACCAAAAAAUAUGCCACAUACAAGUGAUGGCUCAAUGACUCAAAAUAGUACCUCAGAUGUUACGGAUGCAGUACUCCAGGAGGAAGUUGAUUCUGAAAAUGUAGAUGCAUAUGUAUAUUAUCCCCACAAUAGAUACACCUGUAAAGUCUGCUUGAAGUCAUUUACGUCAUCUCUUCAGCUUUGGAUUCACUCAGCAACUCAUAACAAACCAAAACAAUUUAAGAGGGGAAGCGAGUCAGGCCAGACUUCUUCUAAAAAGGCUCAUACGAAGGUGCAUCUGCAGUCACAAGAAUUGAGCUCCAGCAGAAGCAAAAUAACAUUGAAACACCGUUGUCCUAAAUGUCUCAAAACCUUCUGUUCACCAUCCAAAUUACAACGGCAUUUUCUUAUUCAUACUGGGCAGAAACCCUACUCAUGUAAGAUCUGCAGGAAAGCCUUCAGACAGAAGGUACACUUGAAAUCCCAUUUAAGUACUGCAAAUAAAUGUUCACCCCAGACUCAGUCAUCACUCCACCAACAACCCAUCAUCCAUCGCACUCCUGUGAAUUCCUCAAUGGAACUAGAGCUCCAGUGUAAAAUAAGUGUAACUUCUGUGCAGGACCUAAACAAGACUGAAAUCAAGUCGGAUGCAGUCGUAAAACCAGAGCAACCAUUAAAUACAAGCAGUCACUUUCAUAGUAUUUGUCAAAAGUCAGAUGAAUUAGACAAGCAGUACUUAACAUACAAAGACUUGAAACCAUUCCAGUGUAUGAUCUGCAGCAGAUCGUUUCAUUUGGAAGUUAAUUUAAUACAUCAUCAUAAAAUUCACAAGAUCCAAAAUGAAUUGGAUUGUCCUACCACUGUGCAAAACAAUGGUAAUGUGAGAAUGAGUGAUUCAGAAGCAAUAAAUAAUUUACUUGGACCCAGUCAUGCGGAUCCCAUUGAUUUGAACAUCAUUGUUAAACCAGAAACAUGGAGUGAAAAUUGCAGUGAUCACAAUGACUCCAUUCCUCAAGAUUCUGAGUUUACAUCAGCAGAACAGCAGAGGGAAACCUGCCAUGUCACCAGCGAGCAGCAGAGAAUUAACACUUUACAUCAGUGCCAUACAUGUUUAAAAUGUUUUCCAUCUGUAUCAAAACUUCAAAGGCACAUGAUGACUCAUACUGGACAAAGGCCCUUUGGCUGUGAAAUGUGUGGAAAGAGAUUUCGUCAGAAGACACACUUGAGAGUCCAUUGUCGCACUCACCUGUGGUCCAGGUAUCACAAACAACGCUCACUGUAUAUCAAUCGGCCGCCGUCUUGCAUAGGUGGGUUUAACACAAGGACUGCGGCAGACGUCUCAGUCCAGGAAAUGAUAAUACCUAAAAAGGAUUUUGCGACACACACUGGCAGCGAUGUAAUCUCUGUGAAACAUACCCAGGUAAUUAUUCAGAAUGGCAACAGAAAAUCACAAAGCAAAUUGUUGCCACAUACCUCAAAGACAAUUGAGGUUGUGCAUUUGAGAAAGGUUUCUAAAGUGACUGUGGAAAGGACAAAGACUGCCAAAUCAAUGCUAAAUUCAGGCAACGUUCAACACAAGUGCUUCCGGUGUUUAAAGUGUUUUCCGAGUGCCUCUAAAUUACAAAGGCAUGAGAUGGUACACACAGGCCUGAAACCAUUUCAGUGUGUUAUUUGUGGGAGAGCAUUCAGGCAAGCUCCACAUCUGAAAACCCAUGAAAGAACUCACUGUGAGAGGAAACCACCCAAGCCAGUCAAGCUACAAGGGGACAUCAAAACACUGAAAGUGAAUAAUCAACAACAGCUUUAUCCAAGGAUUAGUGUCCGUAUCCCACCACAGAAAAAAUCUGUAAAGACAGACACUUCAUUUGGCAAUGGAGUGAGUGUGCUGCUCUGCACAGGGCGUGAAAUAUCCUUACAAAACGUGAAAAGUCUCUUCAAGACAAACCCUACAAGUUAUGUAACUUGUAAAAAAAGUAAAGUUCACACAUGCCAAAUAUGCUUUAAGAGCUUUUUUUCCCAAUACAAGCUCUCAAGGCACUUGGUCACUCACUCUGGAGUUAGGCCAUACAAAUGCACUUUGUGCAGCAAAACCUUCACACAGCGUGGUCAUCUAAAGGUUCAUGAGCACAGAUGCAGACAGGGUGCCAGGAUCUCACAUAAUCAAGAAGAAAUGAUAAAUGCCAACCAUCUCCAGGAUAAAUGCAGUGAAAACCUUACUGGUUGUACCGAUUUUGAUGUGGCUGCAACAAGAGAGCAGUCUGAGUCACAUUAUACCAGUGCUGGUCAUAGUCAAAACUCAUUUAUUAAUAUAGAUGUAUCUUAUUGCUCUGAACCAAUAGACACUGAAUGGCUGGCAGUAUCAGAGGAAGGCUUACAAGAGGAGGCAAAAUGGCAAAAUUGUAAUCAGGCUACAGGCAAUUAUGAUCAGGCUUCAGACGAUUAUAGUCAUUCAUUUCCCUCUGAACUUCCAUCCAUCCAUCCAUCCAUCGUCAACCGCUUAUCCUGCAUACAGGGUCGCGGGGGGCCGGAGCCAAUCCCAGCUGACAUCGGGCGAAAGGCAGGGUACACCCUGGACAGGUCACCAGUCCAUCGCAGGCCCUCUGAACUUGCCUUUGAAAUAAAUAAGCUUGUCCGAAAUCAAAACAUGAUAGCUCCACCUUUGUCACAUCAGUAUGAGGACAAUGCACAAAAUGUAGAAGUACCAUGUCAACUUAAAGGAGUUGCAGCUAUUUCAGGUAGCAACAAGCUGCUCAGUGAUGAACUUGUGAGUUCCGUGUUUGAGAAUCAAAUGCAGCCAGAUAAUUACUGGUGUGAACCACUAACUUUGUUUGAAUGUGACAAGUGCACUGCAUGUUUUAAGAGCAAAAACAAUCUUAAGCAAAAUAUUUGUUCAACUCAUGGUCAACCUAAAAUGACAGAGUCAGCCUGGAAGCAUCGUUGUGACAUUUGCUUCAAAUAUUUUGUGUCUCCCUCUAAACUUAAAAGGCACUAUCUCACCCAUACAGGUCAGAGGCCCUUUAGGUGUGAAAUUUGUGGUAAAACAUUCACACAGUCAGCACAUGUCAGAACACACCGACUGACUCAUUAAUAUUCAGGAGUGACUCAUUGAUAAUCAGGAGUUCAGGAGGAUGAUAAUGUUUUUUUUUUUUUGUGUAAAUGAUUUGUCAUUGUAAUAAUGUGUGUGUAUACUGGAUUAUGUAUGUAAAGAAUGUAAUAGCUGUAUGAUAAUUUAGAUUUAUGUUUUAUAUUUAUAUUUUCAGUAUUUCCAAUGUGUUUCGUAUGGUAUUGUGCCUCUUGUUAAAUUUGUUCUGGUUACACAUUUAAUUGAUGUGAAAAAUUCUCAAAAAUAAAUAUGUUACAAUGAUCGUC
Molecule: messenger RNA, 3849 nt
Organism: Micropterus dolomieu (smallmouth bass)
Lineage: Eukaryota; Metazoa; Chordata; Actinopteri; Centrarchiformes; Centrarchidae
Product: zinc finger protein 770-like
Exons: 2
Coding region: 230-3568 (1112 amino acids)
Source: RefSeq, a predicted model, not a curated record